Messenger RNA from Drosophila willistoni, 1036 nucleotides. RefSeq names its product protein late bloomer. The record is from RefSeq and is a predicted model, not a curated record. Gene Ontology annotation, cellular component: membrane. Bases 208 to 903 code for a protein of 231 amino acids. Lineage: Eukaryota; Metazoa; Arthropoda; Insecta; Diptera; Drosophilidae. The transcript has 5 exons.
GAUGCCAUCGUCGUCAUCGUUGUCAUCUUUGCCUUCGUUUUGGUGGCCAAACAAAAGUAGAUUAUGAGAGAUUUUCAAAAAACAGUCGUAGUCGUGAUGUUGCCGCUCAAGGUGUUUCGUUAAAAAGAUUGCUAUUGUUGUUGUGGAUGGAAAAAAAAUAUAUAUUCUAUAAUUAAAACGAAAUCAAAAGAGAAAUAAACGUUCAUUAUGUACUGUACUAAGCGUCAGACGCUCAGUUAUACACUGUGUCUCAUCAAUCUAUUAUGUGCGCUAUGGGGAUCUCUUCUGAUCUGGUAUGGCUGCUGGCUAUUGGAUAAUUUGACCAAUUCGCAAAACAUUGAAAUCGAACAUGGUGAGAAUUUGGCAGCCAUUUUAACCAUCCUCCUGGGCAUUGUCAUCGUAGUGGGCAGUAUUUAUGGCUCUGUGGGUGUAUGCCAAGAGUCCAGAACUGUUUUAAUAAGUUAUGCGGUUCUGUUAUUGGUACUUUUAAUCAUACAAGUGAUAAUGUUUAGCAUUAGUUUUGCUGCCAGCCGCGAUGCUUUGCCUGAGACUCUGAGGCAGGGCUUCGAUGAACUAUGGGAUGUUCAACAUGUGGGCAACAGUACACUAAAUAUAUACGAGGAGUGGCUCCAUUGCUGUGGUCGCAACAAAGCCGAGGAUUAUGUACUGGUGGGUAAGGAACUGCCGUCCAGUUGUUGUCUGGAUAAAGAUUGCACCAAAGUCCUAAAUCUGUUUAUGUCGGGCUGUGAAGUUAAAUUUAAAGCAUAUGUUAGCGAUAAAACAGCAAAUUUCAAUAUACUCAGCUGGCUGCUGAUCAUUACAGAGUUUGGUGGAUCCGUAAUCAGCUGCUAUCUGGCCGAUAGCAUACGAAAUCAUCGUGAUCGUGUACGAUUCUAUAAUUAGUUUUAUUUCUUCUUUGUAAACAUAACGCUAAUUGUAAGUUGUAGUAGGUUUUUUUUUGCUGACAUUGUGAUUAUCUAUAUUUAUAUAUAUUUAUUUAUUUAUUGUACCUAUAAUAAAAAACUUCACUGAAAAA